AUGCAAUGGAACGGGUGUGGGCGGGGGCAACCGUAUGCUAAAAGAACAAAGAAGGUUGGUAUUACCGGUAAGUACGGUGUCCGUUAUGGUUCCUCCUUGAGAAGACAAGUCAAGAAGUUGGAGGUUCAACAACAUGCUAGAUACGACUGUUCUUUCUGCGGUAAAAAGUCCGUCAAGAGAGGUGCCGCUGGUAUCUGGAACUGUUCCUCGUGCAAGAAGACUGUUGCUGGCGGUGCUUACACUGUCUCAACCGCUGCCGCCGCCACGGUCAGAUCCACCAUCAGAAGAUUGAGGGAAAUGGCUGAGGCUUAA
Eremothecium cymbalariae DBVPG#7215 is the source of this 312-nucleotide messenger RNA. RefSeq names its product 60S ribosomal eL43 domain-containing protein (gene RPL43B). The record is from RefSeq and is a predicted model, not a curated record. NCBI's taxonomy places the organism in Eukaryota, Fungi, Ascomycota, Saccharomycetes, Saccharomycetales, Saccharomycetaceae. The transcript has 2 exons. Gene Ontology annotation, biological process: translation. Bases 1 to 312 code for a protein of 103 amino acids. Gene Ontology annotation, cellular component: ribosome. Gene Ontology annotation, molecular function: structural constituent of ribosome.